Molecule: messenger RNA, 2398 nt
Organism: Branchiostoma floridae (Florida lancelet)
Lineage: Eukaryota; Metazoa; Chordata; Leptocardii; Amphioxiformes; Branchiostomatidae
Product: glycine N-acyltransferase-like protein 3
Exons: 5
Coding region: 178-1050 (290 amino acids)
Cellular component (GO): mitochondrion
Molecular function (GO): glycine N-acyltransferase activity
Source: RefSeq, a predicted model, not a curated record
UUUGAGCAAUGACUUUGAAGUUUGGGGUCAAGGUGUACAAAGGUUACUUUUACUGCGCAUGCCGUGCUGAGCACAAGCCAAGAUACACAAAGACAUCUGUCUAUAUGGAGUUCAACGUUAUAUUAACCGUUACAUCGACUGUCGGUGUGCCCUGCUCUUAUUCUGUCCGUGAUCAGGAUGACCCGAAGUUUGUUGCGUUCUGAACUCAGACAGUUGGUGCGUUCUCUGGUGCUGGAUUGGAAUGACCUAGCAUCCCAUUCCAAAGCAAUGUUGUUCUACACUGCUCAGCAUUACCUGGAUGGUAAAAUUCCUUGGGAGAUGACCUUUGAAGUGGACAGGUGGCCAGACUACACCGCCGUCCUGUGGACUGGUAAUAAUGACGCCUCAGCGCCAUCCUUUGCAAAGAAAGCACUAUUUUUGCACUGGACCAGUGAGAAUGGCCUCAGGCAAUUACUCAAGUUGACAUCUAUGAAAUGGACCAGUCCACUUCUGUUAAUCGCAUUCCCUCUCAGUGGUUUGUCCAUACUGAAAGAACAUCUGGAGCUACAAGGCGUUCCAUUCCCUGAAUUUUCCUUUUGUGACACAGCGUACUAUCUGCACAAAACUUGCCCGACUGUGGAGAAAGUGAAAAUGACUGACAACAAGGUGUCCAUAACUCCACUCAAACCUGAGCACAGCCAGCUUGUCAGCAGGACCUGGAAAUUUGGAGGCACUUCUGAAGUUGAGGAGCGGAUUCACUAUCAGAUCAGCACCUUCCCCUCAGCCUGUGUGUAUGACCAGGAUGGAAACCCUGUAUCAUGGAUCAUGUUCAACUACUAUGGUUCACAAGGGGCUGGCUACACACUACCGGAGCACAGGGGGAAGGGCUACUUUCAGCUGGCCUCCAAGUACCUGAUCAGCAUCUGUCUUCAGAAGGGAUACCUGCCCUUUCUCUUCAUUGAGCACGACAACGAACAUUCAAGGGUCGUACACAGGAAACUGGGGUACUCUUGGGUGGAGGCAGGGAGGUGUGCAUAUAUCCACCUCAACAGAAAAAAGUCAUCGGGCUAACACAGUCCAUUUGCAACCUUGUCUGUCAAGACACUGUAAAAUAGCAUGACACUCAAGCUGAGCCAAGCAUGUAUUUUCUGUGUCAGGUGCUCAAAGUUGAUUGCAUAAUGUUAAAGUAUUGAAUCACCAUCGCCCCGGGCUCCAUGUAUCUAUUGUGUUCUAUAAAUAAUUGUGGUCCUUUAUACAGAUUGUCUGAAUGCUAUCUCGGCCAACCCUCUUUCUUUAACAGAACAAUUAAUGUUUCAAUCUUGAUCAAGUGUAAACACAAUGCACAUAUUUUUUCUUUUAUUUACUCAUGGAAAUUAAAUGCGAACGCUUUUCAUCUUAUUGCAAAUAGCAAUCAGUGCAAACUUUGAUUUUGAAUGCACUGUAUUUGAAACGCCGGCAAGCUAUUAUAGCGACACUACUAGUAUUAUAGUGGAUCCUGAGAAAAGAACUUUGUAACAGAGUGUCAGCUUACAGAUGUGUCCUAUGUGACAGAGACUGCAAUUUAAUAGUUAUGGUCGAAUCUGUAGGGCUGAUAUCAAUUAGGAUUUUACUAUGGUCAAUAUUAACCGGAGGAGGCCAUAUACAGAUUAUUCAAAUCACCCGCACAAUUUUGUUGUGUUCUGUUUUCUUUUCCGUUUUAUGUAUAACGGAGAGGAUCUAAAGUUCGGUAACGUUAACUGGCAUAACUCAACCUACUGAUUCUUUGAAAAAGUUACAUUUGAAUAUAACAGGUCAGCACAUGAUAUACGAAGAACAUUUACAAGAAUAUUCCUCUGAAAAUACACACUUGUGCACUGGACCAAGAAUUAUUAUCAACUUCUUUUAUUGCUUUGUGUGACUUAAAAAGAGUAAUAAGAUAGUUCAGGGGCGUCAAUUAUAAUUCAUUAUGCAGAUGAUGGUCCAGUUCGUUCACUUUGGUCGGAAUCAGGGUCUAUUCUUCUUACAUUGUACUGAUAUGAUAUGAUAGACCGUCCUUCUGCCAAUGCUAGGCGUGUGACCAGAAGUGGCGAUCUGGUCAGACUCGAGUCAGACACUGGCCCUGAUUUGCUCAUUUUUACACGCUUUGCUAGCCAAAUAAUGUCACAAACAUAUGUUUUUAUUUACCUGCUGUAAUCGUUUCUGAUGGCUCUUAGCUAAUAUUGGGACACUACCACUGAGUUGCUGCCGUGGUGCGCGCCAAAACAGUGCCGUGUUUUCACGCUGCAUAUCAUUAUCGUAUUUAGGAUUGCUGCUGUGGUAUGUGCCAAAACAGUGCCAUGUUUUCCUGCUGCAUAUCAUUAUCUUAAGGAUUCCUAAAGGGUCUCUAUGGAGUGUCCAAAUUUUCAAUCCCAUUAAAUCAAUGAAGGCAAAUAGCUCAUUU